This is a messenger RNA of Gadus chalcogrammus (walleye pollock), 2714 nucleotides long. It is a transcript of the gene fam219ab, whose product is annotated as family with sequence similarity 219 member Ab. The transcript is spliced from 6 exons. Bases 182 to 796 code for a protein of 204 amino acids. Lineage: Eukaryota; Metazoa; Chordata; Actinopteri; Gadiformes; Gadidae. The record is from RefSeq and is a predicted model, not a curated record.
CACUGAUCAGAAACGUUACACCGCCUGCUGGGAUGAGGCUCAAAACACCGGAUUCUCAAAGGAGACCGUUACAAAGCUGAGAUAAACGAUACAAAAUCUAAACCGUAUAUCUAUAUUCAUUUUCACGCAGGUACGAGAUAACCAGGCUGCAGGAGGAGAUUCAACAUUCCGCGUCGCCAGGAUGAUGGAAGAGAUAGAUAGAUUUCAAGUCCCGAGCGCCGUGCAAGAGGCGGAGAUGCAGUCUGAGAUGCAGCCUCUUGACCCGGCCUCGUCCACAGCCUCCUCCGAGGCCGACUCGGAUCCCCGCGAGGUCGAGCCCGCCAGCCUCACCUACAAACCCUCCCCCCUACAGAUGAAGAUAGAUAAACAGAGGGAGCUGUCCAGAAAGGGUCCCAUCAAGAACAGUAACGCGGUGGGCAGUCCAGUGAACCAACAGCCCAAGAAGAACAAUGUUAUGGCCAGGACACGAUUGGUAGUUCCCAACAAAGGGUAUUCUUCCUUAGACCAGAGUCCAGAUGAAAAGCCCCUGGUGGCCCUAGACACAGACAGCGAUGAUGACUUUGAUAUGUCGAGAUACUCUUCGUCGGGGUACUCCUCAGCCGAGGUGAGACGGGUGGGAUGGCACCCACUCAAUCAGCAAAUCAAUCAGGACCUGAACAUUCAGCUGCUCAAAGACGGCUACCGUCUAGACGAGAUCCCGGACGACGAGGACCUGGACCUCAUCCCGCCUAAGUCCGUCAACCCCACCUGCAUGUGUUGCCAGGCAGCCUCCUCCAGCGACUGUCAAAUACAGUAACCCUCCCCCUUCCUCCCCGUCUCCCAAAGCUCCCCUCCGAGCCCCGCCCUCUACUUUACACAUGAACCCCUCGCAACCCCAGCUGCCUCUCAUCUGAGUGUAGUAACCCUAUCAGAGAGCGACCACAGAGAAACGCUGGUGGUGGAAGUAGGACAAAAGAUAAUCCAGUGAAAAUAAAAAGGAAAGGCCAAACGGAAAACUAGACAAGAUGUUACACCCCCCUCCCCCCAAGACUAUGAUAGUAUGUUUUUAAGUGUAUUUAUUUGAUUUCCUCCUAUGGUAGGAAACAUGCAUCUGUCUGUCAGGGAUUUGGCUCUCUCUCUUCUUUCCUUCCCUUCUGAUUACAGUACAUGUUGUGACAUCGAAGCGAAGCGAUCCUUAAUGAUUACUGCUGCUGACCUUGCUGACCUGCCUACAUAACUCGUAGGUUGUAUUUAUUGUUCUUUUUUGAUUCCAGCUUAUAUAUUGACACAUUUUUUGUAGUUUAUUCGAAUUUUGCGAAUUGUGUAUGGGAGUACGAGGCAUACACACAUACACAAACCAAGUACUGAAGGAUUGUACGAUGAACGGACGAAAAGCGGAGGCAGAUGUAGAUGCCGUCAUUUUAGAAGCUAUUGAAUUAGUCGUACUGCACGUGUUUGUGAUGUAGCACAGGAGGUAUUGCACUUAAUCAACCCAAUCCCCCCCUCCUACUCACUUCCUUCUUUUGACAACACCAUCCUUUACUUGUUCUGGACUGGCUUUCACUCCGGGGGGUAUGAUCACAAAGGGCCACAGAAUGAUAAGAAGCACACAGAAGAGAACAGAUAGUAAACAAGUAAUCAUUCAUGAGACGGAGAGGACAGCUGGCCCUGGUGCUACUAACAGUUAGCCCUGUUGCUAACAGUUAUUAGUGUCCCGGUGUUACUGUCUACUGUGUAUCGUCAGACCACUGUUAUGGCACUAUUGUUUUGUUUAACUAUUAUUUAAUCAUUUUGAACGUCUUACUGUUGCACAUUGAACAUUUUUGAUUUUGUGUCAUGUACGACAUUUCCUUGAUGUUUAUACUGCCUUCCCUAUUCAAGAACACACAGUGACAGUGUCUUAUCUGAAAUGAACUGUGUUGAAAAGGGAAGAUUCUUGUUGUUCCUCCUCCCACUCGCUCAUCCAAGGGCCAAAGGUUGUGUGUGUGUGUGUGUGUGUGUGUGUGUGUGUGUGUGUGUGUGUGUGUGUGUGUGUGUGUGUGUGUGUGUGUGUGUGUGCGUGCGUGCAUAGGAGGUGGGCAGGAGGGGGGGAAUAACUUGAGUUAUACUGUAACACGGUUCUUAACUGGAAUAAGCUCCGUUUUGUUUUUGGACAUAUCUUGUUUUACCUCAUAUCCCCCAUGUCCAUAUACAUGUCCUUUCCCCCAUUUGACCUAAGGGACUCCUCCCCUGGUGGCCAUUAUGUGUGUCUGCAUCGUUUACAUGUGGAGACGAGGUGACCAAACCAAUGGGACGUUUUUCCUUCUGUAUUCGCAUAAAUCAGAAAUCAUGUUUUUUUUAUCUUGUCGAUUUAUUAUUGGCUUUAUGUUGUAUUAUUGCCUGUAUCUUUUUAACACUUUUAUGUGACAUCAGUUGAUUGAAUUAGAGUAUGCCUUAAUACAGAUAUGUUUCAAAGACGCGUGUAUUUUUAUUUCCCUACGUGAUUUAUUUAAAAUAACAUUUGCUGGAUUAUGUUAUGUUUUUACUUUAAGACAUGGGGGAACAUUGUCUUCAUUUUGUUUUAGACUAUUUUUUUGUACUGUAAACACUUUAUUUCCAGUAUUUAACAAUGUUCUGUGUAGUGUAUGAAAUCCAUAAAUAAACAAGAAGCUGGUGGUAAAUAUUCUCACCCUACUUCAUGUUUCAUUACUUGUACCUGUCAAAUAUUAACAUGAACAUAUCGCCGACCUUGUGUU